UUUAAAACAUCACAACGACAGCCACCGUUGACUUCAUUCAUGUUGAAACGCGAGUUGACGUGAAAUCGACGUAGAAGUAAUGGGGUGCACGUGGAGUUGCCUUCGAGAUGCGAAACCGGUCGGAUUCGAUGCAGGCGACAAGUUGGAGUCUGACGUCAAUCUAGAUGAGGAUGACGGAGAACUAACGCUGGAAGCAGUCGAACUGAUUCUCAAAGGGUCGUAUAAAGAAAAACGUGUGAGGUUCGGUCGUGACGACUUCUUCAAGGCAGUGCGUCUGAUUCCCGGUUCUUCCGUCCCGUCAGCGUUUACCCUCAUACCUCGAGCAGAGUUCGGAAACGAUGCGCCAUCUGUUCCCGGAUUGGACAAUUCUAUGAGACCGAAGCGGGAAACGUCACAACAAGCCAGUGGAAAUGUCGACGGUGGUAAAGACGCUGCAGCACACGAAAACACCGCCAGUCUAAAACAGCGACAUCCAACUUCAGGAAACUUUAUUAAUAAAAACGAGGUUGCGCGCUCAACUGCAACAGGCAAACCUAACCAGUCCAUCGCUAGUGAAGUAUCCACUAAAGGGAGUGGUAACCUAGAGAGGAACCACGAAGGUCAGAAAAGUUACCCUACACCUUUGCACAUCUCAAAAAAUAACAAGAGAGAUCUAAAAGAGCCAUUGCAUGCUCGUUCGCAGCCAAAGAAGAAGAGUAUCAGUGCGUGUGUUGACACUUCCAGCUCGUUAAGAGCAGAGAAGAGUCCACUCGCCGAGGUAUUUGAACCACCUAGCAAAUCAAAAGAAUGUGUGUCGGCCAUGUCACGAAAACCUGAACCCAAACAACAACUCAAUGACAAGACAACGAGCGUAUUGCCUCAAGAAUCAAAGCAACUAUCGAACUGCGUAGAUUUACAAACCAAUAGGGAUGAUAUCGUGGCUGCUCACACUUCUCUCGAAGUGAAAGUCAGCGACGCUGGUUCUGGUCGAUCAACAACAGAAGAGACUGGCGAUACAUCAAAAUUAGCAUCGAAGGGCACGGGUAAGGCAAGUGAGUAUCAGGCGAAUCGUCGACGUGUUGUCAAAGCAACAUCAGCAGGAGGAAGGCGAAGAUACGAGCAACGCAAGAGGAAGAAAUGAAGAUGUGUAUAGAGAACAAUGCUAUGCAUGUGAUGCAUGGUUCUAGGUGCAGCCACAACAAACCGUUGCGUGUGCAAAUAGGGCGGAAAGUAUGAAUCAUAUCCGAGUUUUGCUGUCAUGCCUGUAAAGCUUAGGCACCUGGAUCGAGACACGUUUAUGUAUUGAUGACUCUACAGCUCUUGUCACGCAGAAGAGUAAAGUAUUAGACAUGCUUGCAUGCUUGUUGGUAAAUAACAGUUGCAUGGAUCUCAGCGUACUAGCUGGUAUACACAAUGAAGGAAGCAGUGUGAAAAUACAAUAAACAGUAGUGCAGUAUACAGCGGUUCUAUUGUCAUGCCGAGAUAUCAAAACAUAUUUAACGUUU
Molecule: messenger RNA, 1484 nt
Organism: Corticium candelabrum
Lineage: Eukaryota; Metazoa; Porifera; Homoscleromorpha; Homosclerophorida; Plakinidae
Exons: 3
Coding region: 80-1120 (346 amino acids)
Source: RefSeq, a predicted model, not a curated record